AUGAAGGUCAUGGAGAUGCACAGAAGCAGCGCCAGAGCCGCUAGGGUCGCCAUUCCCACCGGCGCCGCCAAGUUGAGCGCUUCGUAUCGUCGUCUCCUGCGCGCAUCCGUCCACUUCUUCGUUUCCCAGCUUUUGGCCCAGCUGGGUCUGUACAAGAGCAAGGAGGAGGCCGCCAGGCAAGAAGAGGUGCUGGGGAAGCUUGACAAGAUUGUGAAAGAGUGGGUUAAGGAGUUGGCUAUUCAGAGAGGCCAAGUCAACGCAAAUGUCGUGCUUUUCACCUUCAGGUCAUACCAUCUAGGG
Molecule: messenger RNA, 300 nt
Organism: Triticum aestivum (bread wheat)
Lineage: Eukaryota; Viridiplantae; Streptophyta; Magnoliopsida; Poales; Poaceae
Product: nuclear poly(A) polymerase 4-like
Exons: 3
Cellular component (GO): nucleus
Molecular function (GO): poly(A) RNA polymerase activity
Source: RefSeq, a predicted model, not a curated record